Messenger RNA from Gambusia affinis (western mosquitofish), 1751 nucleotides. RefSeq names its product hydroxycarboxylic acid receptor 2-like. The transcript is spliced from 3 exons. The coding region runs from base 51 to 1121 and encodes 356 amino acids. Lineage: Eukaryota; Metazoa; Chordata; Actinopteri; Cyprinodontiformes; Poeciliidae. The record is from RefSeq and is a predicted model, not a curated record. Gene Ontology annotation, cellular component: membrane. Gene Ontology annotation, biological process: G protein-coupled receptor signaling pathway. Gene Ontology annotation, molecular function: G protein-coupled receptor activity.
CAGCUCUUUAUGAAUGAAACAGUUCUACUGUCUAAACGUUACUUUGAAAAAUGGUCCCACAAUCAAACUUCACCACAGUUUCAAACCUCACAACUCCUGUCCCCGGGGGUGCUGGAUGUCCGCCGGUCGGCAUCCAGCUGGAGGGCCUCAUCAUGCCUCCGGUUCUCAUCGUCGACGUCGUUCUGGGGCUCAUAGGAAACUUGGUGGCGCUAUGGAUCUUCUGGUUUAAGUUGAAGGCCUGGAAUCCCAACACCCUGUUCCUCUUCAACCUGGUCAUCGCUGACUUUUUUGCCCUGGUGAGUCUGCCCCUGAGGAUUGACGCCUUGCUCAGGGGCCACUGGGUGUUUGGAGAUGGCAUGUGCCGGAUAAACCUCUUCCUGAUGUUCUCCAACCGAUCGGCCAGCAUCGCACUCAUGACCGUGGUGGCAAUUUACCGAUACUUCAAGGUGGUCCACCCUCAUCAUCGCUUCAACCGCAUGACCAAGCGGCAGGCUGCAUUUGUCUCAGCAUUCGUCUGGCUGUUGGUGAUCAGUCCUCGGGUUCCCAUGCUGGCCUACAACCACAUCAAGGGUAAAGGCGAGAAGACCCAGUGCUUCUUCUUUACAUCCUACAAAGAGGCAUCCCGCGCCAUCAUCAUCCUGGUGGGCAUGCACCGUAUUUUGACGGUGGUGGAGUUCGUCAUCCCCAUGGCCAUGCUGCUGUUCUGCUCCAUCCGAAUCUCCAGCUUCCUGAAGCAGAGGCAGAUGGGAAAACCUGACAAGGUGCGCAAGGCCAUGAGAAUGUGUGCCGCCAUCGUGGCUGUGUUCAUCGUGUGCUUCCUUCCCACCACGGUGACCACGAUCGGUGUGUGGGUCAUCCGCUCCUUCCGGCCAUGGGACUGUGCCGCUUUCUACACCUUUACUCAACUCACUAUUGUGUCAUUGGGCCUAAACUUCCUGAACUCGGCUCUGGACCCUGUCGUCUAUAUCUUCUCCAGCUCUAUGUUUAGGAAGGCACUCUUGGAACUCGUACCCUGUAGAAAGAAUGAAGGCCAGAACACAUUGUCCUCCUCAUCGGGAACCCAAAGCACCGGCCAGCAGGAGCUGAAGUCCUUAAGGACUGAUAGGGGCAGUGAACAAUAGUUUUGAUUUUAUGUAGCUAAACCUAGUAAUACAUUUAAUCAUCUAAAGGUUCCUCUACAAACAGCUCUAUGCAGUUUUGACAAUCAAGUCAAUGUUUUUCUUUAUAAAUACCACACUGGCUAACAAUGAUUAGACUGAAUCUACACAGCCCAAGCUUAGCUUUUCCCCCAGUUGUAUUGUGAUGCUGAGUGUUGAGAUUAGUAUACCAGCUUAAGACCCUGGGAUUUGGAGCAUAUGAGGCAUUUUUGGACAUAAGAAUUGACAUCCUAAAAAUGUUAACAUCCUGGCAAAUAAAAAUCUCCAUAGGGGGCAGUCAGGUGACCUCUCACACCCAAUGAUUGGUUGUUGUUCUUUAAAGAGAAAUAGCAGGAACUAAUACAUGACUGUCGUGCAUCUAUUUAUGGUCUGUGCUGUAUGAAAAAGGUAGUUACUCAAGAAGGAGCUGUGUGGCAGUCGAUGAUGUUCCAGGGUUUCCAGGAACACAGUGGGUUGGCCUCACAAUCAGUCCCAAAGUGCUCUCAUCAAAUCUCUGCUGAGCGAGCAUCUGGCCAAAAAACGCACACAGGGAGCCAACAAGAACUGUCACAGCUCCAUAACGCUACUUAAAAACAAUGCAUGACUCUUUUAUUC